Molecule: messenger RNA, 1234 nt
Organism: Asparagus officinalis (garden asparagus)
Lineage: Eukaryota; Viridiplantae; Streptophyta; Magnoliopsida; Asparagales; Asparagaceae
Product: GDSL esterase/lipase EXL3-like
Exons: 5
Coding region: 47-1129 (360 amino acids)
Biological process (GO): lipid metabolic process
Molecular function (GO): lipase activity
Source: RefSeq, a predicted model, not a curated record
AAUUUCUGCAUCAUAUCAUAUCUUUUGUUUCCUUAGCUACUCCGAUAUGAAUUUCUCCUCAAUGAAGGUUUCAUUUCUUGUGUUUGGUAGUGUUUGUUUUGUUUUAACAUCGGCAGCGGCGCAAAAACAAACGCAGAACGCGACGUUGCCUACGUUUCCGGCCUUGAUAGCUUUCGGAGACUCAAUCUUGGACACUGGCAACAACAACCUGCUGUCCACAAUUGUGAAGUGCAAUUUUCCUCCUUAUGGGAAAGAUUUUAUCGGUCACGAGGCUACUGGGAGGUUCAGCAAUGGAAGAGUCCCCUCGGACCUUAUAGCUUCAAAGUUACGCAUAAAGGAGUUAUUACCUGCCUACCUCAGCCCAAAAUUAAGCAAUGAAGACCUUCUGACUGGCGUCUGCUUCGCUUCUGGUUCAUCUGGGUAUGACCGUCUCACAUCUGCAGUAAUGGCAGUGAUAACAAUUCAAGACCAAUUGGAGAUGUUCAAGGACUAUAUAAAGAAGCUACAAGCAAUUACAGACACCAAAAGAGCUGCGAAGAUCAUCGGUGAAAGUUUAUACGUAGUUUGUUCUGGGAGCAAUGAUGUUGCGAACACCUAUUUUACCUCUCUCCUGAGAAAGGCAGAGUAUGAUGUGCCUUCAUACACCAGUUUCUUAGUUAAUUCGGUUUCUGAUUUUCUUGAGAAGCUGUACAGCUUGGGUGCACGCAAAAUUGCUGUUGUCGGACUUCCUCCUCUGGGUUGUCUUCCAUCACAGAGAACUCUUGCUGGAGGAAUGCAAAGAGACUGCGUCUCCUUGUAUAAUCAAGCUUCACAGCAGUAUAAUCUCAAACUCACUAAAAGACUAGGAAUUCUCCAGAACAAAUUUGCAGACGCAACCAUCGUUUAUGCAGAUAUAUAUCAUAGUUUGCUUCGUCUCAUUCAAUACCCAUCAGAAUAUGGGUUUGAGGAGUCGAAGAAAGGUUGUUGUGGGACUGGAGAGUUUGAACUAGGACCAUUGUGUAAUAGAAAGUCGGUUAUGUGCUCUGAUGAUUCUAAAUAUGUGUUUUGGGAUAGUUUUCACCCAACGGAGAAGGCGUACAAGAUUCUUGUAGACGAACUUGUUCAGGAAAUCUCGCCACACUUUUUAUGAAGAUAAUGUGUAUGUAUAUCUCAAUAUACACAAUGGUUUUAAUCGAGUAACAUAACUGCGUCUUCUCUAAAUGAUAGCGAGAUGGACAAAUUGAGGGUUGUUGAA